Messenger RNA from Camellia sinensis, 1493 nucleotides. The record is from RefSeq and is a predicted model, not a curated record. Lineage: Eukaryota; Viridiplantae; Streptophyta; Magnoliopsida; Ericales; Theaceae.
AGAGAGAGAGAGAGGGAGAGAGUUGAGAGAUACGAUUUAGAGAGAGAGAGUUUAGAUCUCUCUAAUGGCAUCAAGUUCAUCGAAGAGCAAUAUGGUAUUACCAGUAUCAGAUCCUCCAAGAGGAGACGAGAGACUCUUCAAAGGAUCUGGAAUGACUAAACGAGGUGCUUCCGCUGCAAUCUCUUACAUGUCUUGUGCUGUGCUGUUGAUACUGUUCAACAAAGCAGCUCUUUCUUCUUAUAGUUUCCCAUGUGCAAAUGUCAUCACUCUCUUCCAGAUGAUAUGCUCAUGUGCUUUUCUUUAUGCAUUAAGACGCUGGAAGCUUAUAUCUUUCAGUGUGGGUGAAUCCUUGCCUUUAGCUGAUAACUCCCCAACAUUUGUUCCAUUAAAGACGUUGAUCCGCACCUCACCUCUUGCACUGACCUAUUUGCUUUAUAUGCUAGUUACCAUGGAGUCUGUCCGAGGAGUAAAUGUGCCCAUGUACACCACCCUUAGAAGGACAACUGUGGUAUUUACAAUGCUUGUUGAGUAUGUUCUGGCAGGGCAGAAGUACACCUCGUCUGUUGUUGGAAGUGUGGCAUUGAUCGUUAUUGGUGCAUUUAUUGCUGGGGCUCGAGACUUGUCAUUUGAUUCCUAUGGCUAUGCUGUUGUUUUUAUGGCCAACAUCACUACAGCAAUAUAUCUCGCAACCAUAGCCCGUAUUGGAAAAUCUAGUGGCCUCAAUAGCUUUGGUCUCAUGUGGUGCAAUGGAAUAUUAUGUGGGCCAUUCUUAUUGUUCUGGACAUUUAUUCGGGGUGACUUGGAGAUGACAUUGAAUUUUCCAUAUCUGUUUUCUCCUGGCUUUCUGGCUGUGUUGCUUCUAUCCUGCAUAUUGGCUUUCUUCUUGAAUUACAGUAUAUUCCUAAACACAACUCUUAAUUCAGCACUCACGCAGACAAUUUGUGGCAAUUUGAAGGAUCUUUUCACCAUUGGACUUGGCUGGAUGGUGUUUGGUGGGCUUCCAUUUGACUUCUUUAAUGUUGUUGGGCAAUUGCUUGGUUUUGUUGGAUCGGGUCUGUAUGCCUACUAUAAGCUCAUAGGGAAGUAACUGCAGUCUGCUGGAAGGCUAGUCUUUCAUGCAAUGGCGGUAAUAGGUUUGUUGGCUUCAUGUGGAAUCCACAAUUUUGAUUCGAUCAUCAUGGUGUUUUUGAAGGAGAUAUACUGGCAUUGAAAUAUCAUAAUUUUUGAAGAGAAUCAAGACAUGCUUUUGCUUGAUCUGAGUGUUGUAAGCAGAUUAGGUAUCCCUUACAUGUUGUAAUUGAUAAUUGAUAUUCUUUUUACUCUAGUUGCAAAAACAUCAACUUAUUAGCUGAAAAUUUGGAUGGAAAAACAAAACAUGCUCUAAAUAUUGAGACUAAAAUUUGUAGCAACUCUUCCCUAGUUUGCUACCUCACUUUGGUGCUCAUGCAUUAACUGUAGUUUUAUUUUAUGUUUCUAUGAACUUGAUUACACUA